Messenger RNA from Electrophorus electricus (electric eel), 794 nucleotides. RefSeq names its product C-X-C motif chemokine 11-6-like. Gene Ontology annotation, cellular component: extracellular region. The record is from RefSeq and is a predicted model, not a curated record. Gene Ontology annotation, biological process: chemotaxis; immune response; defense response. Gene Ontology annotation, molecular function: chemokine activity. Lineage: Eukaryota; Metazoa; Chordata; Actinopteri; Gymnotiformes; Gymnotidae.
CGUGAACGCGGUGAGCUGAGAGGCGAAAGCAGACGGGAAAUCACCGUCUGCGAGGCGACUAUAAAAUUCGCGCGAGCGGCCUCGUUCAUUCACCUUUCGAGCGCGCUCCAGAACAACUCCACCGGCUUUUGCAACGGAGUCUUCAGGAGCUCGAGCAAAAUGAAGUUUGCAGCAGCGUUGGUGGCUCUUGCCUGUUUGGUUAUUGUACACGUACAAGGACAUGCCAUCGAUAAUGUAACGAGGUGCUUGUGUCGAGGUCCUGGGUUAAAAAUGGUUCGACAACAAAAUAUCGUCAAGCUUGAAGUUUAUUCUGCCAGCCCAUACUGUGAAAACGUGGAAAUCAUUGUCACUUUGAAAAACGUUAGAGGGCAAAAAUGCUUAAAUCCAGAAUCCAGAUUUGCUCAGAAUUACAUCCAAAGGGCCAUUCAAAGGAGGAGUGCUCAGUAAAGCAUGAGGGAUAACACUGCAUUCACAUGGAACAGGAAGCUGUCAGGAUAUCAUCAGAACACCAUUUGCUACUGUUUGACUUGCUACUUGAAAAUAUUUUUUGUUAUUGUACGAUACAUUUCUGUUGUAUAAUUUAUAAGAGAGAUGCAACUGUAGAUUGCCAUAAUUCUAAGUUUUUAUUACUUUUGUAGUCUUUUACUGUUUUAUAUAUCUGAAAUAUACUAAACUAAAUAAAUGUUCCUGAAAACUUGAGAAAAAACUGUUAUUCAUUAACAACAUGCCAAAUAAGUGUCCUCAGUAGUGUUUUCCCAACAUAGGUUUUCCAAUAAAUAUAUUUGUAGCUGUGA